AUGUUCCGCUUGUCCAGCAGCUACAUGGGAGCAAACAUCAUGGACGACUCGUCCGGAAGCGCUUCAGCUUCGCGCCCACCUCCGAGCUCAUACAGCGUGACCAUCUCACUGGCUUCGAACAAAUCCGGCGAUCGCCGGGUCAUCGAGAUAGCUGCUGGCAAGCCCGUCCAAAUUGGCCGCUCCUCGAAGUCGGGCUUCAAGGGCCUCUACGCCUCGUCCACGAACGCUCUCUUCGACUGCGCAGUGGUGUCUCGCGACCACGCCGAGCUGGCCAUGACCUCACCUUGGCAUGGCAUACCCCCUCGAGUCACCAUAACGGACAAGGGCAGCUUGCACGGCACCACAGUGAACGGCAGGAAACUCGAGAAUGGAGCACCAUUUGACCUUCACACUGGCGAUGUCAUUGAGCUGGGCGAGAAGAUCACCAGAGGAGAAGAUGCCCACGAAGGCGUGUCACUCACCUUCAAGCGAUACGAGCCCGAACACUACCGCCCGACAAGCCCAUCGCCUGUCAUGAAUCGCGGCUACCAAGUCCCCGAUUCUCCCGAGCAAGAGGCGUCAGAUUAUGAUAGCAACAUCGAUCUCGAGUCACUAUACGACUACGCCAACCAGCAGUCUUCCGCCAAGACCACCCCCGAACAGCCAAAGCACAAGAGCGGCACCCAGAAGUCGCCCAUCAACCUCGAGGGCGCUGCUGGCCCAAGCAUUGUCGACCUUUCACAGGACGAUGACGAGCUAGUCGUCAUGCCAGCCGCUCACAAGGGGAACGAGUCCAUUGUCAUCGCCGAGACAUACGACGAAGAAGAAGAGCUGCUCGUGCCUGAGUCGGUACCAGUCGACACAGUGGUCGAGGCAGCAUCGGCCAAUGCAGAGAACCUCGCCGACCAGGACAUCGCAGACUCCGAUGCCUACGAUAUUGACGACGAUGUCGAAAGUGUUCGAAUGCAUAACACUGGACUUUGCCAGAUCUUGAUGGGACAAGACGGUGCUACUUCAGACAUCGAGAAUCGCGAGCACGAAGAUGACGACGAGGCCGAAGAUUCCGAGGACAAAGAUGUCGAGUACGGCUAUGAGAGUAUCGAUGAUGCUGACGAACAGUCGGAUGGUGCUGAUUCCGAUCUCAACAACUACGAUUCUGAGCCAGAGUCCAACGUCGAAGAGCCGUCCGAGCUGUACUCAAGCACUCACUUGCAGCAGGAGUCUCCAGAACCAGAUGAGCCGCAGCAACCUAUCAAGACCUCGACUAUCCACUCGGUCCUCGCCGCCGAACAGCCAAAGCCCAAGGCACAGUACGAUCCGGUGCGAAGCUCGCAGCAGUCCGCUACAGGUGGACCUUUCGCUGCCGCGUCAAUGCCCUCAGCAUCUGCUUACGUGUAUGGCUACCCUGGAUAUGGAUCUUACGAAAUGCCGGCUACUGACUUCUCCGACAGUAGUCGUUGGGACAUGCAGCCUGCCACUAUACCUUACGCCUCUCAGUUUGGCAGUCAACAGUACUACCCGGCUCCAUACGGUGCAGCAGCGGCAACACCUUUCGGAGGAUCGUUCACGGCUCCGACCAUGUUCGAUGCUCCUCAGCAGUCUGCGACAUUUGCCGCUCCCAGCAAUGUCGACCAAUCUCGUCCACAGAGCUACACCAAUCCGUUCAUGCCGGCGCAGAUGCCAGCGCAGAUGAGAGCAAUGACUGCGGACACGCCAGCUCAGGCGAUUACGGACGUCUCACCUUCCAAGGUCGCAGGCAAGAUCGCCAUCACGGACAUUGUCGAUGAGCAGCCACAUUUAGCUACUGAAGCCGCUGACGAGACAUCGGCGAUGCUCGCAGAGGCUGAGAAGAUGGUCGCAGCAGCUAACGCCGACGACAACAGCGCUGGCUUUUCGAACAGCACCAAGCGGAAGGCAAACGACUUGGAGACAGUGGCUAUGACUGAAACACCACAGCAACCGACCAAGAAAUCAAAGCAGGAAGUCACAGACAAGGAUUCGGCUUCCCGAGCGCCAGCGAGACGUACCAAGUCACGCAGUACCGUACGACGCGUCGCAACAUCGGCCGCUCAGUAUGCCACUGCUGCCGCCUUUGGCGGCGCGGCCACUAUCGCCUUUCUGAGCAGCCCAUAUGCACAGUCUCUGAUCGACUUCCUGGGUUGA
Fulvia fulva is the source of this 2142-nucleotide messenger RNA. RefSeq lists its product as uncharacterized. Gene Ontology annotation, molecular function: protein binding. NCBI's taxonomy places the organism in Eukaryota, Fungi, Ascomycota, Dothideomycetes, Mycosphaerellales, Mycosphaerellaceae. The record is from RefSeq and is a predicted model, not a curated record. The transcript is spliced from 3 exons. Bases 1 to 2142 code for a protein of 713 amino acids.